AUGGGUACCGAGACCAAUGACACGAAGAAUCCCGAAACAGCUUCGCUUGCUGGAGACUGGGCGUUAUGGCAGAUGGUAGACUCGCUAUAUCCAACGGGAGGUUUUGCGCACUCUGUAGGCCUUGAAGCUGCAAUGCAGGAAGGUCUUGUGACCGCGUCGUCUCUACGUGAAUUUGUUUCGAUGUCACUGCAUCAAAGCGCCAACUUUGCCUUGCCGCUCGUCUUUUCCUCGCAUCAGAUAGUGACGUCUGAGUAUGAUUUUGUCGACUCAAUUCUGAGUCUUAACAGUCGUGCGACGGCUCUUUAUUCGAACCAUGUCGCGCGCAAAGCUUCGUUUGCUCAAGGCUCCGCACUGCUGAGACUCGCUCUAUCGACGUAUGCGCCGACUUAUCCACGCAUCCAGACCUUGCUAUCGAUUCAAAAAGAGGCUAAAACGCGAGACAAAGGCGGCGUUCACCACGCUGUUCUUUUUGGCGUGGUGUGCGCAUUGCUGGGCGUAGAAGUAGAGUCUACGCAACGCAUGUAUCUCUUCGUGACGACUCGCGAUGUAUUAAGUGCCGCUACGAGGCUUAACCUCGUGGGUCCAUUAGAAGCUUCAAAGCUGCAGUUUGAGACAACAUCACUGCUGGAAAAGGUAUUUCUGGCCAAGAAAAAUCGAGAGGUGGAAGAGUCUUAUUCGUCGGCGCCGGUACUGGAUCUUGCGCAGGCGAUGCAUGAUCAACUCUACACACGUAUUUUUAACAGUUAA
This is a messenger RNA of Peronospora belbahrii, 747 nucleotides long. The record is from the annotation of a GenBank genome assembly. Lineage: Eukaryota; Oomycota; Peronosporomycetes; Peronosporales; Peronosporaceae.